Adelges cooleyi (spruce gall adelgid) is the source of this 1604-nucleotide messenger RNA. RefSeq names its product aspartate aminotransferase, mitochondrial (gene Got2). Gene Ontology annotation, biological process: L-aspartate catabolic process; biosynthetic process. Bases 182 to 1456 code for a protein of 424 amino acids. Gene Ontology annotation, molecular function: L-aspartate:2-oxoglutarate transaminase activity; pyridoxal phosphate binding. Lineage: Eukaryota; Metazoa; Arthropoda; Insecta; Hemiptera; Adelgidae. Gene Ontology annotation, cellular component: mitochondrion. The record is from RefSeq and is a predicted model, not a curated record. The transcript is spliced from 2 exons.
UCGGCAUUCGGCUUUGAUAUUCGAAUUUUGUCAUAACUCAUAAGGUUCGUAUUAGAAACAUUUCAUCCGGCAUUAACAAUAAAACGUUCAGACUUCAGUUGCGUGGAAGCUCUUCGAUUUAACAAUUGUUAUUGUGAUACUGUACUUAAACUGCAACUGACGUGCUUCAAAACUAAAAACCAUGUCUAUGUCAAAGUGUCAGCAGUUAUCAUCUGCUUUGUUUAAGCAGCAAAAAAAUGUACGAUUGAUGUCUUUGUGGUGGUCUAAUGUGGAACAAGGACCUCCAGAUGCCAUUUUAGGUGUGACUGAAGCAUUUAAACGUGAUAAAAAUCCCCAAAAAAUUAAUUUGGGUGUAGGUGCCUACAGAGAUGAUAAUGGAAGCCCUUAUGUUUUGCCUAGUGUUAUCCAAGCUGAAAAUCGUUUAUUAAAAAAAAACUUGAAUAAGGAAUAUGCCCCGAUUAGUGGUAUUCUCGAGUUCUGCAAUGAAUCUAUAAAAUUGGCAUUAUCUGCUGAGUCGCCUAUUAUUAAGAAUGGAUGUUUUGCCUCCAUUCAGUCAAUAUCAGGAACUGGAGCUUUAAGAGUUGGAGCCGAAUUUUUAAAAAGGUAUGCUCCUCUUAAAACAAUUUGGGUUCCUGUACCAACAUGGGGAAAUCAUGGGCAAAUAUUUAAAUUUUCUGGUUUAGAAGUUAAAACAUACAGGUAUUAUGAUCCGAAGACCUGUGGUCUCGAUUUUUCUGGAAUGAUCGAUGACUUGUCAUCUGCUCCUACUGGAUCUGUUAUUUUAUUACAUGCAUGUGCUCACAAUCCUACAGGAGUUGAUCCUAAGCCUGAACAAUGGAAAGAGUUGUCUGAUUUAUUAAAAAAGAAAAAAUUGUUUCCAUUUUUUGAUAUGGCUUACCAAGGAUUUGCUUCCGGUAAUGUUGACCGUGAUGCAGUGGCUGUACGAACAUUUUUGUCAGAUGGUCAUCAAAUUGCCCUAGCUCAAUCUUUUGCUAAGAACAUGGGAUUGUACGGUGAGCGAGCCGGCUUAUUUUCCUUGACAUCACUAGACACCGACGAAGCAAAUCGAAUUAUGUCUCAACUUAAGAUUAUUAUACGUGGAAUGUACUCAAACCCACCAAUUCAUGGAGCCAGGUUAGUGUCAGAGAUACUAACUGAUCCUCAACUCAAAAGUCAUUGGAUGGUUGAAGUCAAAGGUAUGGCGGAUAGAAUUAUAUCGGUCAGAGAUAAAUUGAAAGAGUUAUUGGCUAAUGAAGGUUCGACGAGAAACUGGCAACACAUAACUGAUCAAAUUGGCAUGUUUUGUUAUACUGGAUUAGAAAAAGAACAUGUUAAGAAAUUAAUAGAGGAUCAUAGUGUUUACUUAACAAAUGAUGGACGUAUUUCAAUGGCAGGUGUUACUAGUAAGAAUGUUGGUUAUCUUGCCAAUGCAAUUCACAAAGUUACUAGUCAGUGAGAAUCAGUAAUCGAACUUGGUCUUAAAGAGUAUAUUAUUAUACAUAUAUAUUUAAAUUAUUUAAUUCUUUUCUUGUUAGUUAAAAACCAAAAGUACACAAAACUUAAUUAUAUAAGUGUUUAUUUUGUUAUCCUAUCAUUUUAAAAUC